AUGGUGGUCCACGCGGUCCUGCAUGAUCUGGUUCCUUCAAUCAUGAGCAACUUACUGAAUCCAGACGCCAUUUUCUCAAACAAUGAGAUGAGCCUGUCAGAUAUUGAGAUCUACGGCUUCGAUUAUGAUUACACUUUGGUGUUUUACUCAAAGCACCUCCACACGCUGAUAUUUAAUGCGGCCCGGGACCUCCUCAUCAACGAGCACAGGUACCCCGCGGAAAUCAAGAAGUAUGAGUAUGACCCCAGUUUUGCGAUUCGCGGACUUCACUAUGACGUGCAGCGGGCUGUCUUGAUGAAGAUCGACGCUUUUCAUUACAUCCAGUUGGGAACUGUCUACAGAGGUCUCAGUGUUGUCCCUGAUGAAGAAGUCAUUGACAUGUAUGAGGGGUCCCACGUGCCCUUGGAACAGAUGAGUGACUUUUAUGGAAAGAGUUCUCAUGGAAACACCAUGAAGCAGUUCAUGGACAUCUUCUCCCUGCCAGAGAUGACCCUCCUGUCCUGCGUGAACGAGUACUUUCUGAAAAACAACAUCGACUACGAGCCUGUCCAUCUCUACAAAGAUGUCAAGGACUCCAUUCGUGACGUUCACAUCAAAGGGAUCAUGUACAGAGCCAUCGAAGCAGACAUCGAAAAGUACAUCUGCUACGCCGAGCAGACGCGCGCGGUGCUGGCCAAGCUGGCGGACCACGGCAAGAAGAUGUUCCUCAUCACCAACAGCCCCAGCAGCUUUGUGGACAAAGGGAUGAGGUACAUUGUCGGCAAAGACUGGAGGGACCUCUUUGACGUGGUCAUCGUGCAGGCUGAGAAGCCAAACUUCUUUAAUGAUAAGCGGAGACCUUUCCGAAAGGUGAACGAGAAAGGCGUGCUGCUCUGGGAUAAGAUCCACAAGCUGCAGAAAGGCCAGAUUUACAAGCAGGGCAAUUUGUAUGAAUUUUUGAAGCUUACCGGAUGGAGAGGAUCCAGAGUCCUGUAUUUCGGUGACCAUAUAUACAGUGACCUGGCGGACCUGACCCUGAAGCAUGGCUGGAGGACGGGCGCCAUCAUUCCAGAGCUAAGAUCCGAGCUCAAGAUCAUGAACACGGAGCAGUUUGUCCAGACCAUGACCUGGCUGCAGACCCUGACGGGCCUCUUGGAGCAGAUGCAGGUUCACCGGGAUGAGGAGUCCCAGCUGGUACUGCAGGAGUGGAAACGAGAGAGGAAGGAGAUAAGAGAAAUGACCAAAGGUUUCUUCAAUGCCCAGUUUGGGAGCUUGUUCCGGACAGACCAGAACCCGACCUACUUCCUGAGGCGCCUGUCACGCUUCGCGGACAUCUACAUGGCCUCGCUCAGCUGCCUCCUGAAUUACGACGUCAGCCACACCUUCUACCCCCGGCGGACUCCGCUGCAGCAUGAACUCCCCUCCUGGUCGGACCAGCCCUCCGCCUUCAGGGUGCCCCUCCUGCAGGAGGCCCAGGCCAAGUAACCGCGCCCCCACCCUUGAGAACAGCCCAGAGUGACGUUGGCCCCCGGUUGGGGUGGACGUGACCGAGGGGGUGACUUGGGGUGGGUGUGAGUGCUGACGAGAGCACGUAGGCCUUUCGUGGCGGAUGCUGUACUUUCUGGAGAAUACUCCCUGGGUUGCUGGGCAGGAGCCAGCUCCUCCGUCCGUGUGUCCCGCCCCUUCCUCUACACGCCCCGUGACAGUGGGGCCAGAGGGCAAGCUUCGUCUCAAAACUCUGGGUGGCUCACCCUUCUGGUUUAUGAAGGUGCCACAACUUAUGUCUGCUUCUCUGCGAUGGGCGAGCCAUCUGAGGCCUCUCCCACUCGGGCAGGGCGGUGGGCAAAGACAAGCUGCAGGCAGGAAGCGGAGGAUGCUGGGAUCCCUGCAGCAGCAGCAGCGUCCUGCUGCUCUUCAUAAGGCUUCCAGUGGCUAAGCCCUCAGAAGUGGGCUGCCUUGCCCUCCUUGCUAGUCUCUCUUAGUCUGGAAGCUCUGCUGAAACCUUCCACCAGGAGUGACCCUGCUGGUGUUUGAAACGCUGGUGACGGAACUUUCAGCAUCCCGGCCACACACAAGCCACCACAUCCCGAGGACUAACAGCAGAGUCGUGGAGCAAACGUGGCCACGGCUGAGCACGGGCAGCGCUUUGUUCUCUCGUAGACAGGCUCGCUGGGAGUUGGGGCUGACCGGGGGCACCUAACGGCAGUACCAUGCCGUUGUAGGAAGUCACAAAGAGGAUCGCAUCCCCAAAUCAUUAGCUUCCAUGUCCACCCUGCCUCCUUGGGAGGACUUAGGAGAAGGAGCCAGAAACGUUACAACUCCUUUAGCCUCUUGUCCUGGCUGGUCUGCUUCCUGUGGCCUUCCCCAGCAUGGGUGGGACCACUGUCCUGCCUGACCCCGGGGGCGGAGGGUGAGACCACUUUCUGGGUAGCAGGGCUGAUUUUCCCCCAAGGGGAAGGAACCAGCAGGACCAGAGGAACCUAAAUGUGGGGACGGUCUCCCAGGAGUGUGCUUAUCCUGAAGUGGGGAGACCCAGCGUGAGUGCAAUGUCCUAGGGAAGGGCCACGAGCCCCAGCCUCUGCAGACUGGCCUUGUGUUGAGAUGGAUGCCCUGCCAGUGCUCGGUUUCCUGGUGGAGCACAGAGAGGCAGACUCCUGAGGACGUGGCCAAGGAGUAGAGGUGCUGAUAU
This is a messenger RNA of Echinops telfairi (small Madagascar hedgehog), 2668 nucleotides long. RefSeq names its product 5'-nucleotidase domain containing 3 (gene NT5DC3). Bases 1 to 1464 code for a protein of 487 amino acids. The transcript is spliced from 14 exons. The record is from RefSeq and is a predicted model, not a curated record. NCBI's taxonomy places the organism in Eukaryota, Metazoa, Chordata, Mammalia, Afrosoricida, Tenrecidae. Gene Ontology annotation, molecular function: 5'-nucleotidase activity.